AUGGAAUAUAUUUUAUUAGGUUCUAAAUUAAUUGAGGGUACAACAAAAACUAUUAAAAUAAGUGAGUUAUUAAGAAAUACAGGUAGAAUUGAUUUAUUAGGACAUUUAAAUGCAACAAGAAGAAUAUUAGAUGGCAAGGAAGUGCGAGAAAAUAGACCUUAUAUGGUAUAUCUCAAGCUUCCAAAGAAGUAUCCAAAACAAGGGGACUAUCGACGCUGGUUUUGCGGCGGUGUGAUUAUCCACGAACAGUUUAUCUUGACCUCCGCAGCCUGUAUUGAAGAUGUCAAACAUUUCUACGUCGUCUCUGGAACAUUUACCUUUUACGAAGGUGAAGAGGAGUACACUAAUCAGUGUUUCAAAAAUGGAGCAAAGAGAGCAGUGUGGAAAUGCAUACCGAGAAAUUACAUAUUCGAUGGUCACGAGAACGACAACGUACGCUGGAUGAACAAUGACUUGGCUAUCGUGAAAGUGGAAGAUGAGUUUGAUUUCGACCGUCGUAUGCGCGGCUGUGACUUCAUACCAGCACCAAUCGCUUAUAAUAAUCGUAGUGAACAGUAUGAAAGUGCUGGUAACAUCGCUUCAGUUGCUGGAUGGGGUAGCACGGAUAAGUAUAGCGAUUGGAUCAACGCUCGAAGUGGGAGUAACAGACAAGCACUGUUAGAAAGUAAUGUAAUUUUGAUAUCAAAAGCUUUGUGCAAGAAUCGAUGGGGUCCGCGAUAUCACAACAUCAUUGAGAACUACAUGAUUUGUACUAAAGAUAUCACCGCUCAGCUCAGUGAAAUGUGUCACGAUAAAUACGUUGAUUGCACUGAUAUAAUGUACUCGGGGGAAUACGAAGGUGAACGAAGAGAUAUGUCAAAUGAUUUAUUAGUGCACUCAGCAUCUCAUCAUUUUGAUGGUAGAAAAAGAAUAAAAUCUUGGAGCGGUGGUUUCUGUGAGAACGAUCACGGUGGUCCACUGGUCUACGGAACCGGGAACGAGGCUGUCGUAAUCGGCGUCAUCUCAGCCUGCCUCGUCAAGGAGGCAACAAACAAGUGCUACGGACCCUUCCUGUAUACCAGCGUCUACAGGAACAGGAAACUUAUCAAUUGCGCCCUUUUCAAGGAUCCCAAUGUUAACUGCAAAGUAUUUAGAACAGAUGAUACAUUUCUUGAGAUAGACUUGAAAUGGGAAGAGGAUGACAGAGAAAUAAAUCAAAGCUAUGAGUCAGAAGUAGUUCCAAUACGACGGAAAAGAGAAAAAAUCUCAAGAAAAAAUAAAUAAUACGACUCUUGUAUAAUUAAGUGUUGGUUUCUG
Molecule: messenger RNA, 1296 nt
Organism: Papilio xuthus (Asian swallowtail)
Lineage: Eukaryota; Metazoa; Arthropoda; Insecta; Lepidoptera; Papilionidae
Exons: 11
Coding region: 1-1263 (420 amino acids)
Biological process (GO): proteolysis
Molecular function (GO): serine-type endopeptidase activity
Source: RefSeq, a predicted model, not a curated record